CGCAAUUUUCAAAACCAUCUACUGUUCAAGAUCUCGAGGUAUUUCCUACCAAAUUGUUUGAACAGCGCCGAUUCAAAAAAAAAAGACCAUUAACUCUAUUCAAAACUUUCAAUCGUCUCCAUCUCUCCAACAUCUCCAUGUCUCUCACCCUAGCCAAACGCCGCAUCCAACAACUCCCCAUCGACUGGAGCACCAACCACGACGCCAUCUUCAACUCCACCAUCCUCACCGACAUCCCCGCCGCCCUGGCCUCCUGGUCUUCCAAACGCAUCAUCCUCGUCUACAGCAAAACCCUCGACGCGCAAACCGCCCACAUCAAGACCCUCCUCACGGCCCUCGGCCCGCUCGUCGCGGGCACCAAAUCCGGCGUCGGCGCGCACUCCCCCUACGCCGACGUCAUCGCCAUCGCACGCCUGCUGUCCGCCACCAACGCCGACACCCUCAUCUGCAUCGGCUCCUCGUCCUACUCGGACGCGUGCAAGAACGCGGCGUCGCUGCACGCGACGCUGCCCGCCGGCUUCACGGCAGCCGACAUGGAAGCGCUCGUCGACAAAGACGCGGGCAUCACGGCGCCGAUGCGCAACCCGACGGUGAAGCUGAUCCUCGUGCCGACGAGCCUGAGCGCGAGCGAGUGGAACCCGAUUUCCAGCGCGACGAAUCCGGAGCGCAAGAAGCAGCAUUUCGGCACCUGGACCGGCGGCGCGGAUCUCCUGCUGCUGGACCCCGAGGUCGCGAGCACGGCGCCGCAGGUGCUGUGGCUGAGUUCCGGGGUAAGGGCGGUGGAUCAUUGCGUUGAGACAAUUUGUAAUCCGGAUUCGAACGAGGCGGCGAAUGGGCAUGCGGAGAGGGGGUUGCGGGAGCUGUUGAAGGGGUUGAGGGAGUAUAAGGAGGGGAAGGAGGGCGCGGAUCGGGGGGAAUUGCUGAAGGGAAUCUCGGAGUGUCAGGUUGGGGCAAGGGAGGCGAUGAUUGGGUUGCUGGUGUAUCGGAUUCCGAUGGGGCCGAGUCAUGCGAUUGGGCAUCAGUUGGGGAGUGUGGCGGGGGUCAUGCAUGGGGUUACGAGCUGUGUGAUGCUGGCACCGGUGUUGAGGUAUACGAACGGGAGGAACCCGAAGGGGCAGGAGAGGGUUUUGAGGGUGUUUAAUGAUGUACUAGGAUGGGAAGAGAAGGAGGCGGCAGAUGCGGUGGCGAAGUUUGUGAAGUUGGUGGGGCUGCCGGGGAGUUUGAAGGAGGUAGGGGUCACGGAGGAUAGUGAUGUUAGAUUGAUUGCAGAUAAGACGAUGACGGAUGCGUGGGGCGGGAAGAAGAGGCAGUUGGGGACGGUGGAGGAGGUCAUGGCUAUUUUGAAUAUGGCUAGAUGAGGGGGUUCGAACGUCGCGAAGUCUGACAGCACAUAAAGAAGCACAAAUAAUGGUAGACUCAGUAGUCAGCUAAACUCAUUCUCUUCUGCG
Mytilinidion resinicola is the source of this 1448-nucleotide messenger RNA. Its product is annotated as Dehydroquinate synthase-like protein. Bases 138 to 1358 code for a protein of 406 amino acids. Gene Ontology annotation, molecular function: alcohol dehydrogenase (NAD+) activity; metal ion binding. The transcript has a single exon. The record is from RefSeq and is a predicted model, not a curated record. Lineage: Eukaryota; Fungi; Ascomycota; Dothideomycetes; Mytilinidiales; Mytilinidiaceae. Gene Ontology annotation, cellular component: mitochondrion.